Molecule: messenger RNA, 1218 nt
Organism: Syngnathus acus (greater pipefish)
Lineage: Eukaryota; Metazoa; Chordata; Actinopteri; Syngnathiformes; Syngnathidae
Gene: cbx1b
Product: chromobox homolog 1b (HP1 beta homolog Drosophila)
Exons: 7
Coding region: 315-911 (198 amino acids)
Biological process (GO): negative regulation of transcription by RNA polymerase II; chromatin organization
Cellular component (GO): pericentric heterochromatin; nucleus
Molecular function (GO): chromatin binding
Source: RefSeq, a predicted model, not a curated record
GACGAAAAGGGGCGGGUACGCUAGGCUACCUUAGCUCCAAGCUAAUCAAAAGCUAGCCGAGCUGUGUUACCUACCAGGUAGGGGAAAAAAACACAUUCAAACGCCGACAUUAUUGGCCUACAGUAAAAGCCUAGUGUGGCGGUGUGGUCCUUUAUGGGCGGACGUCUCCCAUAAAAGCAAACUGAUACAGCGUACACUUCAACCUGGAGGGGUGUUAAAUCGCUUGAAGCCUCCUUUGUGAAGAAUUGUUCACUCUUUGCAAACCCGCUUCCUGUUGUGAAGACCCAGCUGGUCUCCAGGUCUACUUGAAGAGUAUGAGCUUGACUACAGAAACCCCCAAUGAUGGCCCCAGUGUUACAGAAGAGAGCAAGCAGCCCACGGUCGAGAAAAAGGACAAAAAGGCAGAUGAUGUAGCCGAGGAAGAGGAGGAGGAGGAAGAGUAUGUGGUGGAGAAGGUCCUGAAUCGGCGGGUGGUCAAAGGGAGGGUGGAAUAUCUCCUCAAGUGGAAAGGAUUUUCAGAGGAAGACAACACGUGGGAGCCAGAGGACAAUCUCGACUGUCCUGACCUCAUCGCCGAGUUCCUCCAGUCUCAAAAGUCGGCGCAGGAGGGCAAACGAAAGGCCUCCACUGAUGGAGAUGGAGAAGAAAGCAAAUCCAAGAGGAAGAAAGAUGAUACGGAGAAGCUAAGGGGCUUCGCUAGAGGUUUGGACCCGGAGAGAAUCAUCGGAGCCACCGAUUCGACAGGAGAGCUUAUGUUCCUCAUGAAAUGGAAAAACUCUGACGAAGCAGACUUGGUUCCAGCCAAGGAGGCAAACGUCAAAUGUCCGCAGGUGGUCAUUUCUUUCUAUGAGGAACGGCUUACCUGGCACUCGUACCCCAGCGAAGAUGAGAAAAAAGAGGAGAAAAACUAAGAUGUAGUUUUGAACUUGCUUGUACUUUGGGUUCCAAGGGAAGGGAGGGGGACAUGAAUUUAAGUGGGGUGAAAACACUUCAGUUAGUCUGAUGUGAUUUUCUGUGUUUAGAACGUCGUCGUCAUGCUUGACACCGUAUCCAUGCAGUGUUAACAUUUUGCUAUUAUGCUUUUGUGCCAUUUUGCUUCAGUUUUAUUUUUACAUCUUAGCAAUCGUUCUUCUGUGAUGACUUCGUGCUUGGUGAUGUUAUUGUUGUUUUUCCUCAUGUUUCGCUGUCAUUUUUGGACAAUAAACUCACUUUUUGUUA